Thunnus maccoyii (southern bluefin tuna) is the source of this 6070-nucleotide messenger RNA. RefSeq names its product inactive dipeptidyl peptidase 10-like. NCBI's taxonomy places the organism in Eukaryota, Metazoa, Chordata, Actinopteri, Scombriformes, Scombridae. Gene Ontology annotation, biological process: proteolysis. The transcript is spliced from 27 exons. The record is from RefSeq and is a predicted model, not a curated record. Gene Ontology annotation, molecular function: serine-type peptidase activity; dipeptidyl-peptidase activity. The coding region runs from base 353 to 2737 and encodes 794 amino acids.
AGGGAGGUAGAGAGGGAGGGAGUGCAUUUAAAUGUGAAACCGUUUACUGCUAGAGAGAGAAACAAAGGAGGGAAAAUAGAUCGUGUAUUUAAAUGUACCGCCUCUGGUGAAGCAGUAAUAAAGUGAAGCUGCGGCAUUGGUGAGAAAGAGCAUUUCCAGCUCCGCAGCCUUCAGUUUCUCAGCGUUAUCAGCAUCAGCAAGAGUUUCUGCUCGGAGCCCAAGGAGCAGACGCCGGGGGAAAACUUCAAAACUGAGCUGCUGGCAGUCUGGUGACAGCAGAGAUUUUAUAUGAUCUGAUAGGAAGUGCUGUAGCCUGGUUUUCAGAUAAAGGGACAUUCUGCGAAGCUGAACGAUGAACCAAACUGCGUCCGUCUCUCAUCAGAUUGAGUGUCAACCAGCCAAAGAUGUCAAGGAGUUUGUGGACGUCAGCCCGCCGCAGAGGAACUGGAAGGGCAUCGCCAUCUCUCUGCUGGUGAUCGUGGUGGUCUGCUCGCUCAUCACCAUGUCCGUGGUCGUCCUCACACCGACGGAGCUCCCUGGCAGCAGCAGGUCCAGGCUGACUGUGGCGGAUCUGCACAAACCGGAGUUCAGCGUGCACGACCCCGAGGCCACGUGGAUUAGCGAUGCUGAGGUGGUGUACAGGAACCGCGACGGUCAUGUCAUCAAGUUUAACUUUGCCUUGAACGAGACGGAGUUAAUUCUGAGCAACAGUACAUUUGUGGCUUUCAAGGUUGCGAAGUACUCGCUCUCUGCAGAUCUGAAGUACGCCCUCUUCGCCUACGAUGUCAAGCAGAUGUACAGAUAUUCGUACACGGCGUCCUACAUCGUUUACAACAUCUACACGAGGGAGGUGCGGGAGCUGAACCCUCCGGAGGUUCACAAUGCAGUGCUUCAGCAUGCAGCCUGGGGAAGACAAGGACAACAGCUGAUCUACAUUUUUGAGAAUAACAUCUACUACCAGUCAGAUGUGAGGAGUAACUCCCUGAGAAUCACCUCCUCUGGGAUGGAGGGCGUCAUCUUCAACGGUCUCGCCGACUGGUUGUACGAAGAGGAGAUUCUGCGCUCACACUUGGCUCACUGGUGGUCACCUGAUGGAGAGAAACUGGCUUUCCUCACCAUUAAUGACACGCUGGUACCUAACAUGGCUCUGCCCCAGUUCACCGGCAGCACCUACCCACGAGGACUACAGUACCCAUAUCCCAUGGCCGGCCAGACAAACCCUGCAGUCAAGUUGUCUGUGGUCAACCUGUUUGGAGCAACUCACACUCAGGAACUGCAGCCUCCUGAACAGCUCAGGCUCAGGGAUUUCUAUGUCCCCAUGGUGAAGUGGAUCAGUAAUACUCACCUCGCUGUGCGGUGGCUCAAUCGGGCCCAAAACGCUUCGCUGCUGACGGUGUGCGACGCCACCGUAGGAGUCUGCCAUCAGAGACACGAGGACUCUUCGGAGGCUUGGCUCCCCAGACAGAGACAGGAGCCGCUGUUCUCCAAGGACAGGAGCAGGUUUUUCCUCACUCUGCCAGUGAAACAAGGAGGUCAGGGAGAUUUCCAACACAUCACAAUGUUCACCAAGAAGUUACGAAGUGACCAGGAUGAGGUUCGCCACUUGACGUCAGGCGACUGGGAGGUGACGAAAAUCGUAGCUUAUGAUGAAAACAACCAGAUCAUAUACUUUCUGAGCACAGAGGACUCUGCACAACAGAGACAUUUAUACAGUGUGUCCGCCCUCGGCCUGUUUCCACGACGAUGCCUCACCUGCGGACUGAAGGAGGAGUGUACGUUCUUCGACGCCAACGUCAGCCCCGAUGCACAGCAGGCCGUCCUGCACUGCAAAGGUCCUGGUGUUCCAGCUGUUCUCCUCCUGAGUUUUGAUGAUGUGGACUCGUAUUUCAUCCUGGAGAACAACUUCCCUCUGCGGUCAGCGAUGGAGACUAAAAGGACGGUUCAGACGGACAUCCGGAUGAUCACUAAUGACAACUUUGAGCUGCCUCUGAAGCUCAUCUAUCCCCCCGACUUCUCUGAGUCCUACCUCUACGGCCUUCUCCUCAUUGUCGGCAGCUCUCCAGGCGGUCAGGCGGUGACGGAGGAGUUCCGGUUGGACUGGGACUGGGUGCUGGUGGGACUGGAGCAGGUCAUUGUGGCGCGGCUGGACGGCAGGGGGUCGGGGUUCAGAGGGGAAAGGGUUUUGCAGCAGGUCCAUCAGAGGCUCGGCACAGUGGACACAGAGGACCAGAUAGCAGCUCUGGAGUACCUGGUGAAGCUGCCGUUCAUCGAUCGCACUCGAGUCGGAGUCUUCGGAGAGGACUACGGCGGCUACAUCACACUGAUGAUGCUGAAGUCCACGGAGAAGCUGAUCACAUGUGCGGCGGCUCAGGCUCCCGUCAUCGACUGGACCAUGUAUGCUUCAGCGUUCUCGGAGAGAUACUUAGGCUCGCCUUCGACCGAGGAGAGCAGAUACCAAACAUCCAAAGUCCUGCCCAACAUGAAAGGUCUGCAGGGAGGAACUCUGUUUCUGGCUCACGGGACUGCUGACGCAAACGUCCACUUUCAGCAUUCAGCAGAGCUCAUCAAACACUUGAUAAAGAUCGGGGCCAACUAUACUAUGCAGAUCUACCCGGACGAGGGACACUUCCUGUCGAGACGCAGCCAUAUUCAGCUGACUCACUCCUUAAUCGGUUAUUUUAGAGGAUGUCUGCUCGACACAUCAUCAUUACUCGACCAAGAACGGGACGACGAGUGAGAGGGAACGUGGUUGUUAUUGGAGUCUGUGUGUGUCCGUUUUUUUUGUUUUAUUUUUUACGUGUGUGUAUAUAUGAGCGUACAUGCCCCUGGUAGAGUGAGUUCGAGCGUGUGUGUGUGUUUUAUACCUGUAGCACAAUGUUUGACGGACAAAACAAGCUUAUUCGUAACAUAUCAGGCUCGUUUCUGUUGCUCAUCUCUUCAGUAGAAUAAACAGAUCUGUCUUCAGGUGUCAUGAUGCAAUUUUCAGUCAGGAUGCUUUGAAAAGAUGGGUUACAGCCGUCGGUAGCGGCCUGACAAGGAGGUUAUCAGUGGCGGGAAGUGAAAUGUUAUCGCUUCUUCUACCCGACAGAACAGAGAAGUGCCAAGUUGGAGUUGUAUAGGAGGGAAAGAGAGUAAGAAACAGGGGGUGACGACGUUCUUUCUUAAGAUAUUGGUAACCCGUUGUCCAAACAAGCGUCUUUCUGUACAGUCUCCACAUAAUUUUAUGACACGAAAACAAUUUCUGACAGGUUUCCAUGACGUGGACACAAACUGAAACGUGCUGCAGCAGCAAGAUGUAAAUGAGCCAUUUUAAUGUCACGUAAAGGUCAGUAAUAGUUAAUUGUUGGCAAGUGCUCGUGGUUAAGUUUAGGCAAUUAAAACAUAGGUUAGCUUGACAUUUCGGGUGAUGGCUGAGCAGGAAAAACUAGCUGAAUGUAAAGAAAUUUAACUUUAAAGUCCCUGAUUUGGCAGCAAAUCUUCAAUAUUCCUCCAAAAGAUUCAAAUUUCAGGACUAAAUAAGGUUAAAAAAACACCAUUGGGUUUUAUUUAUAUAGCAGUAUUUAAUUUUAACACUUAACUCAGCUCCACUAAUCCGUUUUAUCAGGACUGUGUAGAUGUAGUGUGAUAAGAUUUGAUUAACAGCGACCAAAUAAUCCACAUCAGAUCCUGAUUGAUGCCUUUUAUUUCCAGUGGAGUUCUGCCUACUUUAAACUAGAGGAAAAAAAAGCAAAGACAGAAACAUGAAUCAUUCAUGUGAAAUAACCAAAACUGUUCCAACAUUAACAGAACAUUUUGGAUCCUUGUUGCUCAAAGUAAAAAGCUGAUUGAGAACAUUUGUUUUAGGGUAGCAAGAAAAAAAAGUUAAAAAUGAAAAUUCUCAGCUUUUGCAUUUUGUUUGUAUCUUCUUUUGCUCUGCAGAAACAUACGUCUUUCCUUGUACUCAGUGAAAGAAGGUUUUUGCAUUUCAUGGCUUUGCACUAAAAAAUUUGUGAGACCAGACUGCCUCUAUUAACUAUAUUUGGUAUUCUGAAAUGGACAACACAGUCAGCCUUCAGUGAAAGGGACUGAAACCAUAGAAAACAACUGAUAGAUGUGCACUUAUGGUUCUGCCUUUCAGAAUGCUUUUUGCCUGGUGAUAAAUGGAUUUUUUUUAGCAGCUUUUAGAAGCUUUCUCUAAACAAUGAGUGUUCUUGUUUUGAUGCAAAUGACACCAGUUUGAUCCCCCAGUUAGACAUAUAGCCACUGCUGUUAAAAUGCAUCAUUGAUCUUCCAAAUCUUCCAGUAAGAACAGACAAGACAUUUGUAUUAAAGAGUGAUCAGAUCUUAGAAGAGUUUUUGGUCUCGAGGGAUCAUUUUCAUCAUCUGCUGCUACCUUUUCCUAUAAACAAAGCUUCCUUAAGUAUUUCAGGAACGAGCCUGAAUUAGUGGUCGUCUGAAAGUAUUUAACUCUUACAGGACAGCAUGUUUAACCAACCAAAAAGCAAACUUGGUUGGCUCGUCAAAAACCUCUCAGAAAACCUGCGUUCUUUGGGUUUUUAGCAUCAGUCUCGUGUAUUCGUUCGGAGCAGCUUGCCUGUUUUCUGGUUGCAGGUUUGUAGAUUCAUCCAGCCUUUAGACAGCAAUAGAGCUAAACAUAUGUACAGAACUUUACAUCACAGGAUCUCUUUUUUAUUACACUUUGUCUCCUUCUUGGUGUCAUUGUUCAACUGAGAUUUACUUAGAUAUUUGAAACAAACUCUUUGUUGACACAUAAUUUAAAGAUAUCUAUGUAAAGAUUCAACUUAAAGGGGCUUAAGUGGGGUUCUCCCUUUGCACAAAAUGUGUUAGCUACUCAUAGUUUGGCCUAUAUUAUGUUUUUGAAUAAAACUUUCUUGUAAAAAAACAAAGCAAACAACAUAUUGUGAAACCAAUCUGCAGCAGGCUUAUUGCAGUUUCAGUCUUUUACAUGGUGAUUUAUAACCUUGUCACAAGGAGUUUGUGUUGAAUUCCUGCUCUAAUGUUCUCAUGUCUCAUGUGAAAAUGUAGUUUCAUGUUUUGAUAAUUGCAGACCACUAUAAUUUAAAGGGGAACAGAUGGGACUUUUUUCUAUGUUUUUAUAAUUUCUAAUGGUUCCCAGAAUGGUUAUGAAUCACUUAGUGUCCCUUUAAUCCUCAGAUGAUUAAAGCGCUUAUUUAAUUUGGUUAUGGAAAUGAUUAGUUUUUGGAAAUUUGGUUGAUUUUUUUGAUUAAAAUGUGUCAUCUACUGUUUUAGAUAAAUACUUUUGAGUACAAGUGCUGAGUCUGUGCAUUUCCAGCUGCUUUAAAAUUUUGUUUUUUGCUGUUCACUGCAAGUUGUACCUCUCAGUUUAGAAACACUCACAGGUUAUCCAUAAAGCAUUACAAUAAAAGGCAUCAUAAGUGUUAUGGCAACACGGCGCCUGAGAGCAUCCAGCACUGUGAUUGUGGGUAUGAGAGUGAUUCAGACAAUUACUGUCGGCCGCACACGAGUGCCAUUAAUCACAGUGAUGAAUGUCCUCUCAGCUUUUAGACAUGAGGAGCCAACAUGUGUUCAGUCUGGAGUUUAAUUUUCAAUCUGCUGUGAACACAUAAGAAUAAAAAAAAACAUGACAGGACAACAAUGAUGGCAGCAUAUCUGUGAAGUUAGAGUUGGUAUGAAUUGAGGUGGUAAUCCCCGAACUGCAUGGCUAGCAGAUUGGUUGCCAUGCCAACCACUUUGGUAGCCUUGGAUACAGCUACAUCUCAUAAUUCAUUUAAAGUUGAAACAUCAUGCAACAUCUUCAAAGCCGUGUGUGUGUGUGUGUUUUUUCUGCCUCUCCUAAAAACAGCGAAGAAACCCGACCUGCUGAACUGUGCUGAACAUCCUCCCCUCUGGCUGCGCUUUGUAACAUUUGAUGCCACAUUUGAGUCCAAUUUAAAGAAACAGUCUGUGAAGUCAUGGUUAUUGUUUCUAUCAGGGUUUGUACUGUGAGUUUAACUUGAUUUUCUUCAGGGGGAAACAUUGUGGGUGUGGGAUGAAUAAAGCUUAUUGUAUUUUUUGGCUGUUUUAAUAUUAAAGAACUAUGAACAAGCUA